This is a messenger RNA of Neurospora hispaniola, 1809 nucleotides long. RefSeq lists its product as uncharacterized. The coding region runs from base 1 to 1809 and encodes 602 amino acids. The record is from RefSeq and is a predicted model, not a curated record. NCBI's taxonomy places the organism in Eukaryota, Fungi, Ascomycota, Sordariomycetes, Sordariales, Sordariaceae. Gene Ontology annotation, molecular function: ATP-dependent protein folding chaperone; ATP binding. The transcript has 6 exons.
AUGCCUUCAACCACACGGAGAUCUCCCCGCAAACCGGCCAGUUCUCAAGGAACUGUCAUCAUUGGGAUUGAUUUCGGAACAACUUUCUCCGGUGUCGCUUUCACCUGGUCCAACCAAGUCGACAAAAUCGAGAUCAUAACCGGCUGGGACGAUGCCUUGAGUGACAACACUGAUGAGUGCAAGGCACCCACCGCUAUUUCCUACGGUACUGGGAAUAAGGUGACCUGGGGCUAUUCUAUUGAGCCGGAAAAGGAACAGCUUAAAUGGGUUAAGCUUCUACUCCUCAACGAUGAGGAUAUCCCGGAAGAAGUCAGAACCUCAGACAAGAUCAAGCACGCUCGUGAGUACCUUCAAAAGCACAACAAGACAGCAGAAGAAGCGGUCACGACGUUUCUGCGCCAUCUUUGGGAGCACUCGAUCGAUUGUAUCACCAAAUCAAUCAGCAGAGGCAUGGUCAACUAUGCUCAGUUUCAUAUUGUAAUCACGCUUCCGGCCAUUUGGCCGAGCUACGCACGCGAGAAAAUGAGACUUGCGGCCGAGCAGGCUGGUAUGCUGGACAAAAGGAUGGGCGUUGAGACCCAACUCACUUUCAUCUCUGAGCCUGAGGCGGCUGCCAUAGCCACUCUUGCGGACAUGGAAGGGCGUUUUGACGUGAAGGAUGAAGACACAUUCGUCGUGGCGGAUUGCGGCGGUGGAACUGUGGAUCUAAUAUCGUACAAACUGAUUCAAGCCGAACCCAUGAUCGUCAAGGAGUGUGUGAAAGGAAGUGGUGGGUUGUGCGGCGCAGUUUUCCUCGAUGAAGCCUUCACGAAUGUCCUCAAGGGCAAGUUUGGCAAGAAAUGGGAGAUGAUGGACGAGUCGAAUCGGCGCGACAUGGUUCGCACUCAAUGGGAGACUGGCAUCAAGCGGAACUUCAAGAUGAGCUCCAACAAAUCCUACAACAUUCGUAUCCCCAUGGAAUGCUUGUUGGCAAAAGAGAGACGCGUUAUAGGAGCCUCCACCUCCGUUCCUACCAUUACCAUUUUGCCUGGAGACGUUAGAGAAGCAUUUGAUCCCAUUGUUGACCAGAUCAACAGUCUCAUUGAUGGCCAAAUCAACGCCGUCAAAGAGAAGGAGGGGGUUAGCCCAAAGUAUGUCAUCUUGGUCGGUGGCUUUGGUCGUUGCAACUAUCUAUACGAUAGAGUGAACGAGAGGUUCGGCGCGGAGGUUGAGGUCCUCCAGGCAAAGGGGGCUAAACCAUGGACAGCCAUCUGCCGCGGGGCCGUCAUUCAUGCCGCGACCCAAUCUGGAAUUGGGAAGCUCUCUGUCCAAGUUCAAACUAGAGUUGCACGCGCGAGUUAUGGCAUCUGUUGGAACGAGCCGUGGGACACUCGGCGUCACGAUCCUGAGGACAAGUAUUGGUGUGAAAUCGAUCAGCAAUAUUUCGCACGAGGCCAAAUGGCAUGGCUUCUUAAAGAGGGAGAUGACAUUUCUGCUCAAGAACCAACAAGUCUUAGAGUCAAGCAGACCUUUGAUCGCAAUGGACCCCUGAAGACGCCCGAGGACGAGGAGAUAUUCGAAACGAACAUCUUCCCCCCUCCGACCAGAUGGGACCCGGAUGUUAUCAAACAGCUGUGCUCCAUCAAAUGGGAGACAGUCAUCGACCCUUCCACGUUGCCGAAGUUCAAGAACAGGGUCGGAGAAGUCUACGGGGAACUGAUCUACCGUUGCGAAAUGACAUGCUCGGGAGAGUCGAUGGGCUUUGCGAUCUAUCGUGGUAGGAAGAAGGAAGGCUCCAAGAGCGUGAAGGUUGACUACAACACCCGUUGA